UACCAGUUGUGGCGCCGAUGGUGUAAACUCUCAAUUAUUGGGCUGAACCAUGUCUGGUGCAUUGCCCCCAGGGGUUAAUGGGAGGGGCAGUUUGGUUCCCUCACUAUAAUAAUAAUGAGAAAAGGCCCAACUCACACACAGACAGUGGGACAUUCAUGUUAAACAGGUGCCUGAGGGAGUGAGGCUGCACCUUUAUUGUGUUACAUAGUUUCCCCCCAGGGGGCAAAUGAAGGCUCCACCCUCUCGUUAUCCCAUGCUAAUUACCUGCCUUUGAUAAACAUGUGACUAUGCUAAUGAAGGGCGUUAGAGUACAGGAACCCAUCAGCCUUCCUUUCCAUAUUGUGGGAGGAACCUUUUCCCCCAAACAAAGGCCCCGCCCAUAGGGGGUGGGAUCCAAAAUGGGCUAAAAAGCUGCGGGAAUGAGAGCUGAGUUAGUUUGGGGAAGAGACGUGUGGGUACAGGGUACAGGGGCUCUGCAGGCUAAUGAGGAGACUCUGCCCAAGGACAGAAGAGGCACAGAAGCCCCAGAAGCUGACAAUUCUCUGAUUCUUUGGAUAAAGACAAGAGGCCAUUAGACCGUGCAACUUCUCCAACACCAGGAAAUACACACAUUGGAGAGAAGAAUCUGUAUCCGACUGAGAAAAAGCUUUAGUGCAAUGAGCAUUCCCAACUCCCAGAUGGAACUUCCCUCAGUGGCACAACAUGAAUGCCCAGAAUUUGGGAAAAGAUUCUCAGAAAAAAACAAACUUACUAUUCAUUUCAGAGUUCACACCGGGGAGAAACCAUUCAUGUGCACGGAAUGUGGGAAAAGUUUCAGGCAAAAGCAGUUCCUUACAGAACACCAAUUAAUUCACACAGGGGAGAAACCAUUCAUGUGCACGGAAUGUGGGAAAAGUUUCAGGCAAAAGCAACGGCUUACAGCACACCAAUUAAUUCACACAGGAGAGAAACCAUUCAUGUGCACGGAAUGUGGGAAAAGUUUCAGGCAAAAGCAACGGCUUACAGCACACCAAUUAAUUCACACAGGGGAGAAACCAUUCAUGUGCAUGGAAUGUGGGAAAAGUUUCACGCAAAAGCAAUUCCUUACACAACACCAAUUAAUUCACACAGGGGAGAAACCAUUCAUGUGCAUGGAAUGUGGGAAACGUUUCAGGCAAAAGCAUCAGCUUACAGCACACCUAUUAAUUCAUACAGGGGAGAAACCCUAUGCAUGUACAGAAUGUGAUAAACAAUUCAAUAAAAGGAGUAGCCUUCUCAGCCACCAAAGGAUUCAUACAGAGGUAAAACCAUUUGUGUGCAUGGAAUGUGGGAAAAGCUUCUCCGACAAGACCUACUUUCAGAGGCACCAGAGAAUUCACAUGGGGGAGAAACCAUUUUCUUGCACAGAAUGUGGGAAAUGUUUCAUCACAAAAAGCCAUCUUAUCAACCAUUACAAGGUUCACACAGGGGAGAAACCAUUUUUUUGCACAGAAUGUGGGAAAUGUUUCACCACAAAGACCAAGCUUAGCGGCCAUUACACGGUUCACACUGGGGAGAAACCCUUUGCUUGCGCAGAUUGUGGGAAAAGUUUUGUUUCAAAGGGAAACCUUACUGUACACCAGAGAACUCAUGUGCGAGAGUAACUUUCAUGUGUAGGGAAUUCGGGAAACCAUAUACUGCAAAGUCCAACCAGCAACACCGUCAUCCCCACAAGGGAGAAACCAUUCACUUGCACAGAAUGGGGUUUCCCCAAUAGAAGGUUUCAUCUCCUCCCCCAGAACAUUCAUACAGGGGAAGAGAUACAGUCACUGAUUUCUCCUCCAUAUUCUCCCAUUCCAACAUUGCCUAUUGGCCAUUGGAGCUGCCAAUCAUAUCUGUAGGUACCAACCCACACACUAUGGGGUUAUUUGUAUGUAAAAUAUAUUCCUCAAUAAAUGUAAUGCAAUAUUUCA
Messenger RNA from Xenopus tropicalis (tropical clawed frog), 1931 nucleotides. Its product is annotated as gastrula zinc finger protein XlCGF8.2DB-like. Gene Ontology annotation, molecular function: identical protein binding. The record is from RefSeq and is a predicted model, not a curated record. The coding region runs from base 657 to 1622 and encodes 321 amino acids. The transcript is spliced from 2 exons. Gene Ontology annotation, cellular component: nucleus. NCBI's taxonomy places the organism in Eukaryota, Metazoa, Chordata, Amphibia, Anura, Pipidae.